This is a messenger RNA of Leucoraja erinaceus (little skate), 1277 nucleotides long. It is a transcript of the gene gja8b, whose product is annotated as gap junction protein alpha 8 paralog b. Bases 60 to 1241 code for a protein of 393 amino acids. Lineage: Eukaryota; Metazoa; Chordata; Chondrichthyes; Rajiformes; Rajidae. Gene Ontology annotation, biological process: cell communication. The record is from RefSeq and is a predicted model, not a curated record. The transcript has a single exon. Gene Ontology annotation, cellular component: connexin complex.
GCAUCAGUUAAAAGUAUUAUUUUCCCGUUCCCCUGUUAAACAGGUAAAUCCGCGAAAAGAUGGGUGACUGGAGUUUCCUGGGAAACAUUUUGGAAGAAGUUAACGAGCAUUCUACGGUCAUCGGGAGAGUAUGGCUGACAGUUCUGUUCAUCUUUCGCAUCCUCAUCCUUGGUACCGCUGCCGAGUUCGUGUGGGGGGAUGAACAGUCAGACUUUGUGUGCAACACCCAGCAGCCGGGUUGCGAGAACGUGUGCUACGACCAAGCCUUCCCCAUCUCCCACAUCAGGCUGUGGGUCCUCCAGAUCAUUUUCGUCUCCACGCCGUCCCUGGUUUACGUUGGCCACGCGGUCCAUCACGUCAGGAUGGAGGAGAAGAGGAAAGAGAGGGAGGAAGACGUGAACAGGCAAGAGGUGAACGAGGAGAAACUGCCUUUAGCCCCAGACGAAGGCAUCAAGGAGCCCACCAAAACAAACAAGAAGUUCCGCCUGGAGGGCACCUUACUUCGAACAUACAUCUGCCACAUCAUCUUCAAAACCAUUUUUGAAGUUGGUUUUGUAGUUGGCCAGUAUUUCCUCUAUGGAUUCCGCAUUCUACCACUCUACCGCUGCGGUAGAUGGCCUUGUCCCAACACCGUUGAUUGUUUCGUGUCUAGACCAACCGAGAAGACAGUGUUUGUCAUAUUCAUGUUGGCAGUCGCUUCGGUAUCUCUCUUCUUGAAUUUCAUCGAAAUAAGCCACCUGGGUUGGAAGAAGAUCAGGUUUGCUUUUCGGAAGAAUGGCCAGCAGCCGGUAGAUUACCCGUCGCAGAAACUCUUCCACUCGAUUAGCGUGUCUUCCGUACAGAAGGUGAGAGGUUAUAAACUGCUCGAAGAAGAUAAGCCGAUGACCCACUUUUACCCAAUGCCAGAGCCUGUCAAUCCAGCUCCCUUAAUCGGCUACCAAGAAAAAGUCAAGAGCGUUGAGCCAGUGGGAGAUAUGAUUAAAGUCUACAACGAGACGUUGCUCACCUACGAACAGCAAGACGACGCGGAACCAGAACUCCAAGCUGGCGCAGAACCACAAGUGGACCCGGAAUUUGUGGCGGAAUCUGACCCUGCGCCUUUGGCAGAAGCGGAGGAAAACGGCGAGACCACGGAGCCGGAGCCACCGGCGGGAACGAGCGAAAGUCUACCAGCUACAAGACCCUUGAGCAGCUUAAGCAAAGCAAGUAGCCGAGCUCGGUCAGACGAUUUAACAGUUUGAAGUAAUAUUAGGUGAAAAAUUAAGCUUGAAAACGGA